Molecule: messenger RNA, 990 nt
Organism: Laccaria bicolor S238N-H82
Lineage: Eukaryota; Fungi; Basidiomycota; Agaricomycetes; Agaricales; Hydnangiaceae
Exons: 20
Coding region: 1-990 (329 amino acids)
Source: RefSeq, a predicted model, not a curated record
AUGUUCGGAGGUCUGUCAUUUCGCCGCCUUCCACUUAUCAUUUUCGCCGAUAUUACUUUAGUAUCUUGCGUUCAAGCGUGGUACUACUUUACCCACCAAAACGAUCGAUGGCAUCUCAAGCUUCUCGUCAGCGCGGUGAUGAUGUUCGAUACGGCACACCAAGCCCUUAUCAUGAACACUGUUUACGCAUAUGUCAUUUCAAACUGGGGCAACAUGUCUAUUCUGGGAGAACUCGUUCCGACUCUUUUAAUUGAAGUCUUAUUCAACGGGUUGACUGCGUUUCUCGUUCAAAGCUUCCUCGCAACCCGCAUUUGGCAUUUAAGCAACCGAAAUAUAUGGAUCACGGGCCUCAUUAGUUUUCUCGUACUCGGAGAGUUUGGUUGCAUCCUCGCAUAUACCGCCAUCUCAUUGCAAUAUAAGACUUUCGUUCAGUUGACAGAGCUCAAAACCCUAUCGAUCACAGUCAACGUACUGGCGGCAGCAGGGGACGUCCUCAUUGCUGGCACCCUGUGCACCAUCUUGCACUUCUCUCGCACUGGCUUCCAUCGAACUGAUACCAUUAUCAAUAAACUUAUUAUUUUUUCAGUAAACACAGGUCUCAUUACCAGCCUGUGUGCCAUAGCGUCCCUGGUUUCAAUCCUCGCUGCCGGCCAGACGUUUAUUUACAUCGCCUUCUUCUUCUGCAUGGGCCGUCUCUACACAAACUCCCUUCUUGCAACACUAAACGCGCGCAAGGGUAUCCGUCAAGCUUCCGAUGCGAUGCACAGCACCAACCCAAGCGAGAGCCAUGCCGUAUCCCUAAAUCCACUAAGCGGACUUAAUCCUAAUACAGUGUCCAAUGGAAAGCAGCAGGCAAAUAUAUCGAUCAAGAUUGAUACCCAGACAGAGUUUGCGACGGAUUCUGGGGACGAUAUGAAAAAUCCUCAACGAGCCCCGAUUAUCUCAGGGAAAAGGGACUCGGAAGGGAAGACAUUUAAAUAUUGUUCUUGA